This is a messenger RNA of Chrysochloris asiatica (Cape golden mole), 1687 nucleotides long. It is a transcript of the gene KLF7, whose product is annotated as Kruppel-like factor 7 (ubiquitous). The coding region runs from base 377 to 1285 and encodes 302 amino acids. The transcript is spliced from 4 exons. Lineage: Eukaryota; Metazoa; Chordata; Mammalia; Afrosoricida; Chrysochloridae. The record is from RefSeq and is a predicted model, not a curated record. Gene Ontology annotation, molecular function: RNA polymerase II cis-regulatory region sequence-specific DNA binding; DNA-binding transcription factor activity, RNA polymerase II-specific. Gene Ontology annotation, biological process: regulation of transcription by RNA polymerase II.
AGCGCUGCAGAAAUAGAUGGCAGCUUCGUGUCAGUGAGUUUGCAUCCCCCUUCCUGAUCCACAAGCUGGAGUGAUUGGAGCCCUGGCAGGGGACUGUUACUCCCGUGGAGAAGUCCCCUUUUCCUGGCAGCCGUCUGCACUGUACACGCCGGACUCCUCUCUCCAUCCACCCCGCUCAGUCUCUUCUCUCUCACCUCCUCUCUCCCUCUCUCCUGCAUUGAUUUUCCCCCCUUUUUAGUUGACUGAAACAAAACAAAACAAAAGGGCCACUGGAUGUCUGCCUUCUUGGGGGGUGAGCCAGACAGACUGACAAACAAACAGACCCAACUGUGUUCGGGGGAGGGUUUCUCCUCCCGUUUUGCCCGGCAGCAGCAGCAUGGACGUGUUGGCUAGUUAUAGUAUAUUCCAGGAGCUACAACUUGUCCACGACACCGGCUACUUCUCAGCUUUGCCAUCCCUGGAGGAGACCUGGCAGCAGACAUGCCUUGAAUUGGAACGCUACCUACAGACGGAGCCCAGGAGGAUCUCAGAGACCUUUGGUGAGGACUUGGACUGUUUCCUCCAUGCUUCUCCUCCUCCAUGCAUCGAGGAGAGUUUCCGGCGCUUAGAUCCCCUGCUGCUGCCCGUGGAAGCCACCAUCUGCGAGAAGAGCUCAGCAGUGGACAUUUUGCUCUCUCGGGACAAGUUACUAUCUGAGACCUGCCUCAGCCUGCAGCCAACCAGCUCUUCUCUAGACAGCUACACAGCCGUCAACCAGGCCCAGCUCAACGCAGUGACCUCAUUAACGCCCCCAUCGUCCCCUGAGCUCAGCCGUCAUCUGGUCAAAACCUCACAGACUCUCUCAGCCGUGGAUGGCACAGUGACGUUGAAACUGGUGGCCAAGAAGGCUGCACUCAGCUCAGUGAAGGUGGGAGGGGUGGCAGCCACAGCAGCAACCGUGGCGGCAGCUGGGGCAGUUAAGAGUGGACAGAGCGACAGUGAACAAGGAGGGGUAGGGGCUGAGGCAUGCCCCGAAAACAAGAAGAGGGUUCACCGCUGUCAGUUUAACGGGUGCCGGAAAGUUUAUACAAAAAGCUCCCACUUAAAGGCCCACCAGAGGACUCACACAGGUGAGAAGCCUUACAAAUGCUCAUGGGAAGGGUGUGAGUGGCGUUUUGCACGAAGCGAUGAACUCACAAGGCACUACAGGAAACACACAGGUGCAAAGCCCUUUAAAUGCAACCACUGCGACAGGUGUUUUUCCAGGUCUGACCACCUUGCCCUCCAUAUGAAGAGACAUAUCUAAAAUCCCUAAAGCCAGAGUUGUCAUGGCAUCAGCUGUUGUGUGAAGGAAAUGCCGUGAGGCAGGGGGCUGGACUUCAGGCGGGACCCCAUUGCCUCACAGAAGAAAGUUCUCACUUAUAAACCUCUGUAUACACACACAUACACACACACACUCACACAAAGACACACCACAUUCACACUGUCAUGCACUCAACUAUAUUUAAGAUAUAUACGUCUAUUCUUUAUGCCUUGCCCUAGCCAGAUGGUAAAAGACGAAGAAAAGGCGACCAGGUGAACUCAGCAAGGCAAACUGGCUGCUUACUUCAGCACCAUUGGAAUUAUUUCCUGCUGUUGCAAAUGGAAAUCAAAGAAAAUGGAUGUGACGUCUCUGCAGGUGGACAGCAGUAAGAGGGGCUUAUUUAAC